Molecule: messenger RNA, 4400 nt
Organism: Malania oleifera
Lineage: Eukaryota; Viridiplantae; Streptophyta; Magnoliopsida; Santalales; Ximeniaceae
Product: protein SPA1-RELATED 2-like
Exons: 10
Coding region: 311-3550 (1079 amino acids)
Biological process (GO): photomorphogenesis
Molecular function (GO): protein binding
Source: RefSeq, a predicted model, not a curated record
GAGAGUCACACACAUAGGAGAGGGAGAGGAGGGAGAGGGACGCAAAGAUAUUUGUUUCCAUUUCGGGCAAGUGUCCGUCACUUGCUUCUCUGGGGAGGGCUAGGGUUUCGUGGUGUGGAAAAUUGUUGCUGUUCUUUCAUCUUUUGCUUCCGGCUUUUGGGAGGAUUGAGCUCCGGCCUGUUGUCCUCGAUUGCUUCGUUUGGGUUCAAUCUCGAAAAUGGAGAAGGGAGGGAGAUGAAAUGUUGGCUGUUGCAGUCUCUCGAUUCUUCAGGGAAAGCCUAAUAUGUGAUUGAAUGAAGUCUUGUGCAACAUGGAUGAAGUGGACGAAGAAGUGACUGCAGUUGAUGCAGCUGAGGCCACUCACCUUCAAAGCAAAGAGACUGAGUAUUCUGUGAAACCCAACAGCUGUAAUAUUUUGGAGCCACGGGAGAUGGUUAUACCUGGUGAGAGUGGUUAUCCCUCUAGCUCUCAUGAGGUAUUUUCUGAUAUUUUUGAUGGCAAGAAUCUAAGCAGAAAUGCAAGUGGCUUAGCUGAAUCUGAACAUCCUUAUGCUAGUCCUCACUCUAUGGACAGUGUUGGCAUUGUUGAAGAGCUGACACUGAGAAAUUAUAAUAGUGCUAAGUUGGCUGUAGUUGCCUCAAAUAAUAGAGAAAGAACACAGACCAGGCAGAACCAGUGGCUAGGAGGUGGAUCAGGAAUUGGUGGCUCAAUUGGAGAUGUAUACAGAGACAAUGGGCAGGUAUCGUCAGCUCAGUCACAGUGGGAGGAUAUGGAGCAUAUGUCUUUGCCAGAAUUUUUGGCUCAAAAACCCUCUAGUCACAACCACAACGAAAUCGUGGGACAAUUAGAAAAUAAUGAACAUAGAGCAGUUUCAGCUCAUACAUUUCCACCUGGAGGUAUCCGGACAAAAAUUCUAUCUAAAUCUGGCUUUUCUGAGUUUUUUAUCAAGAAUACUUUGAAGGGUAAGGGGAUAAUACGUAGAGGCCCAACUCAAGAUAGCACUGGUGUUGAGUUAAGGGGUCAGAAUAAUGCAAAAGCGGCUGGUGUAAAUGUGAUGGUUUCUGAUGCUUCAAUGAAUUCAAGUGCAAAAGCUAUGCGGCCUUGUCCUCAUGGUGUCACUGGAUUUGGUCAUGGUCCUGAUUCAUCCACAGACGGAGUUAGUUUGAGAGAAUGGCUGAAAAGUGGGCGCCAUAAAGUAAAAAAAGUCGACUGCUUAUAUAUAUUUAGGCAGAUAUUGGAUUUUGUUGAUUUGUCUCAUUCCCAAGGAUUGGCCUUGCAAGACUUACGACCAUCUUAUUUGAAGUUGUUGCCAUCAAAUCAGGUUAAAUACCUUGGAUCAUGCAUCCAUGGGGAAAUUAUGGGGAGUGUUGUGGAUCAAGAUAUUCCCCAAAGUGAGGAUCAUGUGAUAGGGAAGAGGCCAGUAGAAUGGGGUCUUUUUCCCUCAGUUAGUUCAUGCACAAAGAGGCAAAAGCUUACUGAGCUCACAAACAUUAUUAGAUGGCAGCCUCCACUUCCAUCAAGACCCAGCUUCAAACUUGAAGCUGGAAAAUUUUUAGCUGAUACUAAUGGUGUUGCUCAUAGAACUUUUGGGCAUGGAACCAAUGAUGAACAUAGUCCAAAUCCAGGAUUUAAAACUCAGAGCAAGUGCAGCAGUCCUUGUAUGUCUAAUACAGCGCAACAGCGGUUGAUUCUUGAAAGUGAUCAAUUGGAGAAGAAGUGGUAUACUAGCCCUGAGGAUAUUAGUAAAAGGAGCAGUGCACUAUCAGCAAAUAUCUACCAGCUGGGGGUUCUUCUGUUUGAGUUACUUGGCUCUUUUAACACAGAAAGAUCACAUGUUUCUGCAAUGUCGGAUCUGCAUCAUAGGAUUCUUCCUCGGCAUUUCUUAUCGGAAUAUCCAAGGGAAGCUGGAUUCUGUCUUUGGUUACUUCAUCCUGAACCCUCAUCGCGCCCAAUGACAAAGAUUACUGUAGUACUAUGGAACACUAGUAAGCGGAAGACAAUAAGUGCAUGUUUAAGGGAAAUCCUGCAUUCUGAAGUAAUUAGUGGACUUCAAGAAGUUUUUGGAGAUGAGUUGUCGUCAUCUAUUGACCAGGAUGAUGUGGAGUCAGAAUUAUUAUUGCAUUUCCUUUUGUCAAUGAAGGAGCAAGAGCAGAAACAUGCUUUCAAGUUAGUGGAAGACAUUCGGUGCUUAGAAGAUGAUAUUGAAGAGGUUGGGAGAAGACACUUGUCAAAAAAAUCUUUGUUUUUUUCUUCUUCACAGAGGGACCACAACAGUGGCAGGGAAAGUAUCUUGCCUUCUGAAAAAAUUCCUAGUCUGGAGGCACCCAGUGUUUCUUUUCUUUCCAGUACAAAUGAUUUGAGAUUGAAGAAGAAUAUGAGUCAGCUUGAAAGUGCUUACUUCUCCAUGAGAUCAAAAGUCCAGCUUCCUGUGUUUGAUGAUACAGCACGUUCAGAUAAGGAUUUAUUGAUGAAUCAAGAGAAUAGUGACACAAGAGAGAAGCCUAAUGAUCGCCUAGGGGCCUUUUUUGAUGGUUUAUGCAAGUAUGCUCGUUAUAGUAAGUUUGAAGUACGUGGGAUAUUAAGGACAGGGGAUUUCAUUAGUUCUGCAAAUGUAAUUUGCUCUUUAAGCUUCGACCGGGAUGAGGACUAUUUUGCUGCUGCUGGGGUAUCAAAAAAAAUUAAGAUAUUUGAUUUUCAUGCUCUCUUUAAUGAUUCUGUUGAUAUUCAUUAUCCAGUAGUUGAGAUGUUAAACAGAUCAAGGCUAAGCUGUGUUUGCUGGAACUACUAUAUCAAGAACUAUUUGGCUUCAACGGACUAUGAAGGUAUUGUUAAGCUAUGGGAUGCAGGUACUGGGCAAGGAUUUUCUCAAUAUAUUGAGCACCAAAAAAGAGCUUGGUCUGUUGACUUUUCUCGUGUGGAUCCCACAAAAUUAGCCAGUGGAAGUGAUGAUUAUUCUGUGAAGCUGUGGAGCAUUAAUGAGAGGAAUUGUUUAGGUACAAUCAGAAAUGCUGCAAAUGUAUGCUCUGUUCAGUUUUCUGCUCACUCCACUCAUUUGUUGGCCUUCGGUUCUGCUGAUUACAAAACCUAUUGCUACGAUCUUCGGAAUGCUAAAACACCCUGGUGUAUAUUGGCUGGCCAUGAUAAAGCUGUCAGCUAUGUGAAGUUCUUGGACUCCGAAACACUUGUUUCUGCAUCAACUGAUAACACACUAAAGCUCUGGGAUCUUAACAAAACCAGUCCUAGUGGUUUGUCCACCAAUGCUUGCUGCUUAACCCUGAGGGGACAUACUAAUGAGAAGAACUUUGUGGGCUUAUCUGUUGCUGAUGGGUACGUUGCAUGUGGUUCAGAAACAAAUGAGGUUUAUGCGUACCACAGAUCCAUGCCCAUGCCAAUCACUUCCUACAAGUUUGGUUCCAUCGAUCCCAUUUCUGGAAAAGAGACUGAUGAUGACAAUGGGCAGUUUGUCUCCAGUGUCUGCUGGAGAGAGAGAUCAGAUAUGGUUGUUGCUGCCAAUUCCACUGGGUGUAUGAAAGUGUUGCAGGCAAUCUAAAGAAAAGGUACCCCUCCCUGAGAUCAGCUAAAGAAAUGGCAGUCCAGUUUGGUGCCUUCUUUCAAUCUUGAGGGUCCCGAAGUUCUAUCAUCCAUCUGUUCAUAUAAAAUUGGUUGCCUGAACGCCCCAUUCUGUGAUUGGGCCUAUACAGACGCAUAAAGAAUUGCUAAGAAGACCUUAUGAACAUUUGCCAUAAUGUGAGAUGAGAAGCUUCAGCUGAAUGUACUGCUGCAUUUCAGCCGUAAAGAGUCUGAAGAUAAUCCGGCACGGUGUUUAGAACCAGUUUCAGGUUUUGAAGAUGAAGUUUUUAAAUUCCGCAAAAAAAUAUCACAGCUUAAAAACCAGAUCUGCCCUUGCUAGAAGGAGCAGGAGAGAAAUGGAAUUUAAAAUUUAGCAUAAUAGGGACAAGAUGAAUUUGGACAAUGGAUAUCAGAGCAAGCAGCUUCUAAGAUUGAAAUCGAAUCUGCAAGGUGCUACACUUCAUGUAAAUUGGAUUCAAGAACCUGAUGUGGUUCUGGCCCAUUUUCCCACUUCCUCCUGAGCACUAAUGCUGAACAGGUGUGCAGCCCUUUCUUUAAGUUUUGAUUUAGGGACUUGCACCUGUUAUUGAGUUGUUUGUUCAUGAGGCAGUUCAAAAAGCAGUGUUUGCGCGUGCGUCUAACCAAGUCUUAGAAAUUCCCAAUGUAGUUAUAUGGAAAUGUUAAAAUCUAUACCCUAGCAUUUGUAUAUUUUUUGAUUUUGAUGUAUAUGAUAUUUGUUUAUUUGUCUUUAGAGAUCUUGUUGAAUAUUUUUUUGGGUAUCCCUGUAUAUAAUUUUAAUUAUUAUGUAUGAUUUUUUUUUUUUUCUUUCA